Mercenaria mercenaria is the source of this 480-nucleotide messenger RNA. RefSeq names its product plasminogen-like. The transcript has 3 exons. Bases 1 to 480 code for a protein of 159 amino acids. Lineage: Eukaryota; Metazoa; Mollusca; Bivalvia; Venerida; Veneridae. The record is from RefSeq and is a predicted model, not a curated record. Gene Ontology annotation, molecular function: endopeptidase activity; signaling receptor binding.
AUGGUGGCAGUGUCUAAAGUACCGAUAAGGGGAAAGUGUUUAACAUCAGAGGGAAUAUUUUCAAAUGCACGUGUAAAACAAAGCUUUGCAGCAACGAGAGACAAUCAAUGUGAAAGAUGGGACGAACUGAAAGAACUUGUCGUCGACAUGGACUUCGGAAAUGAAACACUCAGUGAAGCUGCUAAUUUUUGUCGAGAUCCAGAUAGCAGCAAAUCUUAUUGGUGUUAUGUUGUAGAAGAGUCAAAGAGAGGUGAGUGUUUUGAAACGUCUGCGGGGUACAUGGGUACAAAAAAUACAACAAAAUCUGGACACGUUUGCCAGCGUUGGGAUGUGACAGUACCUAAUAGCCACGCCUACAAAGAUUCUACGGUAUUUCCUGACGGUUCUUCUACAGCUGCGGAGAAUUAUUGCCGAGAUCCAGACGGCCUUGGAGAACCUUGGUGUUUCACUACAGCUGAGGAAACAAGAUGGGAAGCAUGA